Penicillium argentinense is the source of this 1221-nucleotide messenger RNA. RefSeq lists its product as uncharacterized. NCBI's taxonomy places the organism in Eukaryota, Fungi, Ascomycota, Eurotiomycetes, Eurotiales, Aspergillaceae. Bases 1 to 1221 code for a protein of 406 amino acids. The record is from RefSeq and is a predicted model, not a curated record. The transcript has a single exon.
AUGUCAGGGACCGACCCACCUCCGUCUCCACCUCCAGCGCCAUACAACAUUACCCCGGCGGGCCGAGCCCGUUACACCAAGCAGGAAGGCACAAAGGAGAUCGAGAUCCUCCCUUCGUCUGCGCACUACCAAACCUCCCAGACCUCUCGUCGAUCCAACUAUCCCCCUCACACUCAUCACGACAUGUCCCCUUCUAACCUCAACCCAUCGAAAUCCAACCCCCAGUCGCGUCGAGAGGCAGGGAACUCGGAGUCGAGCAACUCUUCCAAAGAUGCAUCAUCUGUCCUGAGUAUUUCAACAUCGACAAGUCUUUCCACAAGCGCGACGAGAACCACCACCUCUGUGCCUCCAUCCUCAAGCUCCUCCCAUAUCUCUCCGGAGUCUAUUGAACUGGGCAUUGACCCAGCCACCUUGCUUCACGCUCGUACCAUCGAAAACCCGUCCCUUCAACAGCUCCGCAAUUGCAUUGAGGAAGUCAAGGAUCAGUUUGGGUCACCAACACCUCCAGCUUCCCAAUACAUCUUGGCAACUCAAAUCUCAGAAAACCUUUUCAAGGAACUUGAACAAGAACCUGACCUAUUCAAAGGGGUCCGGGCCACGAUUUUGCACAGAAAACGCCAAGUGUUCUAUAAGGUCAUGGUUGGUGUUCAGCAUGAGGUCUUGAAUGGAACUUUUACCCUCUGGCUUAAUAUGGCCCUUAUGGAAAUGCAUUUGUCUGUGUUCUCUCAGGACUAUUGGUUCCAACAAGCCGCACGGGUUGAGGGCCGUGUUGUGAGCAAAGAGCCAGAUGUUUCAUUUGUCCCUGGGAAUCGAUUUGCUAAGGGGGCAUCUGCAGUAUGGCCAUCUUUGGUCCUGGAAGUUGGGGUGUCUGAGUCAAUUCUGCAGCUGCGGGCUGAUGCCCACUGGUGGUAUUCCAACUCAGAUGGCCAAACCAAGUUGGUCAUCUUGAUCCACACAACGGACAAUGCAGGUAAAUGGCAUGCGGAUGUUGAGAUUUGGUCCGAGGUUGAAAAUACACAACCCAGGAUGGACACCCGAGGCCGGCCCGAUAAGGUCCUAAAUCGAACGCAACAUGCGUGCCUUGAAAAUGGAGUGGUGUGCGGGGCACCUCUGAAGCUCGAAUUCAAAACAUUCAUGCGUCGGCCGCCGCAAAACGAAUAUGAAAAAGACGUGGAGCUUACGUCAGAGGCAAUCAAGGAAAUCUGUGGCAAGAUGGGAUGA